Molecule: messenger RNA, 1103 nt
Organism: Cucurbita pepo subsp. pepo (vegetable marrow)
Lineage: Eukaryota; Viridiplantae; Streptophyta; Magnoliopsida; Cucurbitales; Cucurbitaceae
Biological process (GO): rRNA base methylation
Cellular component (GO): cytoplasm
Molecular function (GO): rRNA (uridine-N3-)-methyltransferase activity
Source: RefSeq, a predicted model, not a curated record
UUCCUUCUUUAAAAAAAGGCGUAGAGUACCGAUUAAACAGUGUUUUCGUGAAUUGUCAUUCGUCACUUCACAGGAAGAAAAAAGGUUUCAAAAGCACGACUCGCAUUGACUCCUCAUCUUCGGAAAUCGGAUUGGGUUGAUCAUCGAGAAGACUAAGAAUUUAAUCGCCAUCGCAGUUCUGGAAUUCAAAUUUUGAGUUUCACGAGAGCGAUCGCUGAUGGAAGUGCCGGAAAACGAAGGAAAAAUGGAAUCGUCAGAUGAAGACGAGGAAGAAGAUGAAGUAUGGAGGAAACACUACUCUUCGAAACACAGAAUAUUACUUGUCGGAGAAGGCGAUUUUUCCUUUGCCCUGUCUCUGGCCAAUCACUUCGGAUCUGCUUGUAACAUCGUAGCCACUUGCCGUGAUUCUCAAGAUGACCUUGAAAGGAAGUUCAGCGACGGAAUUAGGAAUGUGAGGGAGCUGGAAGAAAGAGGAUGUUUAGUAUUCUACGGAAUCGACGUUCGAAAUAUGAGUCAACAUUUCUUCCUCAGAACACAGAGAUUCGAUCGCAUCGUCUACAACUUCCCUCACGUCGGAUUCCUGUUCCGCGAGGACAGUUUCUGCCAAAUUCAAUUGAACAAGGAGCUGGUGGAAGGGUUUCUGAGGAACGCUAGGGUUUUGUUGAAGAAAGGAGAUGGGGAGAUUCAUGUAACACACAAGGAGGGGGAACCCUACAACAAAUGGGAGCUAGUGGAGGAAGCCAUGAAAGCGGGGUUGCAAUUGCAAGAAACGGUACCGUUUUGCAAGAAUGAUUAUCCAGGAUAUCAGAACAAGAGAGCCGAUGGAGGUCACUCGAAUGCGCCAUUUUGGCUUGGGGAUUGCAGCACUUACAAGUUUAAGCUCAAUCAGUCUCCCUAAAAUGGCGAUGGGAUCAAACAAACAGAAAUUCAGAGAAGAAUGGAAGGAAGCUUCUUCUCUACUUCUCUUAGCUUACCUGUAUUGUCUUCUUGUUAUGAACUCUGUCUUAUUAAUCUCUUUGAGACUCUGCCAAUGGCUAUCUAAUUUCACUAUAAUUUUAGUUACCACCAAAUUAAUAUCAUUCUCAUUAAUUUGGCUGUGAUUA